UUCAAAUCAAAUGUAUAUUGUUCAAUUAUGUUCAACAUUAAUUAUUUAUGUCAGUACAAGAAAUACAUUUGGAAUAAUGAAACACUUUUUAGUUUGGACAUUUAUUGUGAACAUUAGAUUUCAGGCAGCUUCCCGUGAGGAAGUGAUGAUGGAGCCACCUGACUCCGAAUACAAAGUUUUAGAGGGUCGUCCGAUGACCAUCACUUGCGAAACAAGGGAGGGCAUUAGUGCGUCGGCAUUUCACUGGUUCUUACAAAAUCAAAAAUACACAGAAAUGAUUGCCAAUUCUUUCAAUCCGUAUCAUAUAUCUACGGCAACAUUCAGUAAACUGGAUUUCAGACCAGCUCGUCAUUAUCACUCCUGGGACAUUUACUGCGCAGCCAAGACAAAAUACGGAACGUUCUAUUCCAAUAAGUCUAAAAUAAACGUCUAUGAUCCUCUUGCUAAACCAGCGUUCAAAAGUGGUUCAACAUUCUUGAGAGAAAACGUUUACAAAGUCAUCAAUGGCGGCUCAGUAUUUAUUGAGUGCAUUACGGAUAGCAACCCGUUAGCAUCAAUCCGCUGGGAAACUAAAACCAGACCGACCGACAACAGAUAUCUCACGAUUCGUAACAUCAGACAAGAGAACGCCGGACGUUAUGUGUGUGUUGCGACAUACCAGACCACUCUCACUGAUAGAUACACAUUUACCGACCAAUCCAACAAUUCGCUGCACAUAGAUGUUCUAUUUUCCCCAAUAGCUCCAUCAUUACUGCAUCAAGGUACGGAAAUACCUGAUGGACCGCUGAAGGUCGUCAACGGAUCAGAACUUGUAUUGGAGUGUAGGAGUUUUGGAAAUCCACCACCAUCCUACAUGUGGGAACUUGGGUCCAGACGCCAUGCCUCCAGUCAAAUUACCAUAAAAGGCGAUACUUCCAAAUUUGGAACGUACACUUGCAUUGCUGACAACAUCAUGAUUCCAACAUUUGGACCGACAGAAACUGGUCAAGCAAAUAGGACACUACACGUAGACAUUUUAUAUCCACCAAGUGCUCCGAUAUUAAUGUACAGAGAUCAAAUCAAAGUCCAAACAAUGAGCGUCGUACGUAAUACAGCACUGGAUCUGUCGUGCCAUAGUUUCGGAAAUCCCAUGCCUUUCUUUCGUUGGAAACACGGCUCCAGUGUUUAUAAUCAAAGUCGUAUUACACUGAGAGGUUAUACCUUCGAGAGUGGAACAUAUUCGUGUGUUGCUUCUAACUUGAUGAUACCAACAUUUGGUUACGACACGUUUGGCCAAUCAGUAUCAUCGUUGGAAAUAGAUGUUUUAUAUCCACCCACUGAGCCGAUGAUUAUUGUCAAUGGAACAAACAUCUCAACAGAUUCUCUGAAAAUAAUCAAUGGCACCGCAAUAUUACUGGAGUGUCAGAGUUCUGGUAAUCAAAAGCUUUCCUAUCGUUGGAAGCAUGGCUCUAUGCAAUUCCGCGGCAGUCGUCUCGAACUGCAUGGGGACAUAACCAAGAAUGGGACGUAUACGUGUGUUGCUGAAAAUUUUAUGCGACCAACAAUUGGACUCGAUCAAACGAUGAAAGCCGAAAAGUCGCUCUAUGUAGAUGUCUUAUAUCCUCUUAGCGUUCCAAAAAUUUCAUAUAAUGGAACUGAACUGAACGUGGACUUGCAAAUCAUGAACGGUACGAUGUUACUGCUUGAUUGUCAUAGUUCAGGACAUCCAAUGCCAACAUACCGUUGGGUACAUGGUUCUCGAAUGUUUAAUCAAAGCAGUAUUCAAUUGAAUGUUGAUACAUCAGACAAUGGAACCUAUACGUGCGUUGCUGAAAACAUGAUUUCACCAACAGUUGGCCCAAACCUGACAGGUCAUACCAAAAAGUCGCUUGCUGUAAAUGUUUUAUAUCCGCCGAGUGAUCCAAAGAUUUUGAUGAACGGUACAGAUGUAAACAAUAGCGUGUUAACUGUCAUAGAAAGGACACGCCUUUCAUUGAAGUGUGUAAGCGACGCUAAUCCAUCACCUACGAUUCAAUGGAAAACCAACGGAACAAAGCAUGCAGGCGACAUGCUUUUCCUGUAUGAUAUUCAACCUUCUGACGCUAGAAAAUACGAGUGCGUGGCGAAAAACGAAAUGAUCCCUACCUUUGGAUCCAGCCAAAAGAAUAAGUCAAGGAACACACUAGAACUGCAUGUUUUGUAUCCACCUUCCAAGCCCCAAUUUUUUAUAAACGGUGCUGAGUUGCACACUGACAUGUACACGGUUACACACGGUAGUGACGUGUUAAUUGAGUGUCAUAGUCAGGGUAAACCAACUCCAUCUAUCCGUUUGGGGUAUGACUUCGCACUUCAGACUUCAGGGGAACGGCUUUCUGUAAAAAACAUCCAGGAGGGCGACACAGGAAACUAUACAUGCGUGGCAGAGAACGUGAUGACUCCGACCUUUGCACCAAACACAAUCGGACGAAUGCAGAGCUCAGUGCGAAUUAUUCUUAAAGAUACGCAUCACCUUAUGUCUGAACCGCCAUCACACACUGGUCUGCUGUUCCCACUCAUUGCCGGUGGCGCGAGCUUGUUUCUUCUGGCGAUCGCUGCUGUCAUAGUUUGGAGGUGCAGAUUGCGCGUUAGUGGAGCACAAGAUAAUAUCGUGGAGAAUCCGAUGUACAUAUCAGCGGACGGCAUUGAGAGUGAUGGGAUAGCGAUUCAACACGAAGAGACUGGGUCGUUUUCAACCGAUGAACGUUGCGUGCAAAGUGUCUUUGUGGAGGAAAGCUGCUCAUUGGGAAACCACCAUAUUCCAGAUGAAUACAUUUAUUGCUACGCUGAGGUGCAGGACGUUUGCAAAGAAACAGAACAAUAAACAAUAAAAUGGAAUCGUCUUGGUCCACCAUUGUUCUUUAUCUACAUUAGGCCUGAUAAACGUGUGGAUCAAUGAAUAGUUAUAGUAAAACAUACUGGUUUGUGACAAUUUUGAUGAGUGGCUUUAUGUGAUAUAUUUCAUUUUACACUCUGUACCAAGCAGUUACGCCCAGUACUCAAUCAAUGUCUGGUGCUGUAUCCUCGUCAUGGAAGAUGACCAUCGUGAAAUGUCUUUUCAAAUCCGGAGACGUAUCUGAAUCAUCAUUGUAUUGAAAUAUAUCUAAUUUAAGUUAUGUUAAUAAAGUUCUUGGUUUUUAACAAAUUGUAUAAUCAUGUAAGUAUGGCUUGGACAAAGGACUUAUAGCCAGCUUCAUUACUGUCCAUGAAAACGGAUCCUUUUUAAAAAGCUUUUCUUACUUUCUAUCAACUGUGUAAGUGUUUCUAUUCAUGGAUGUGUUUUUUACCCAGAGGCAUUUAAACAAUAGUUCCACAUGGUUCUUUUUAUGACUUUUAUAUUUGUUGAAUACGUAAACGAUAUUGUACAAUCUAAAGAAUAGAAUUUCACUGCAGAUAAUCCUUCUCAAACGUAUCCCCCAAUCUAACAAUUGAUGAAAUAAUAUAGUUUCUAACACCUGGCUAGUGAAAUGCAACGCAUAUUAAAUAUAAUCACAAAUAAUAUCUUAAACAAAACAUAAAAAAUGUCAAAGAUCACCGGCAUAGUAAGCAUCAUUUUCUAGUUCAACUUAAAUAUGAACUCUAAAAUCGAACCCAUCCCACGGAAUCUAAAAGAUAUUAUGCGAAAUCUAAAAAUAACCCUUGAUCAUACAAUCUAGACAUAAUAAACACUUGCGAUACAUCCGAUUUUACAGUAUGGUAAUCUAUGGUCCGACUGACAUUCAUAUACUAUCUUUCUUGAGAUAGUACUAUAAUAAUGUAGCGGUCUGUAUUCUUGCAUGUUAUUGAAUUGCAUUCUACCCCAGAAAGUUGUUAUUCUGUUUCUCUGGUACUAUAAAACCAUAGAGUAAUAAAAACGACAGUUGCAUCGAAAGUUAAUGGUAUUGUAUUACUUCUAAUUAGAAUUGUAAAGCUUUAUUGAUAACACAUGUGUUGUUGUUGUGUUUGUUCAUUACUUCUGGGUAAUUUGGUACGGUUCAGCGCGUCUUUUAAUCUGUUUAAACAUUCAAAUGUUUGGCAGUGACGGUUACAACGCGGUGAACACAGCUUAAAUCAGUUUUAUGUGUAUAUAUUGUGUUGUAUGUUUUUAUGAGAGAAAAUCUUCAAACCUCUGUCUUAUUUACGAUGUCAUAUAACUAAUAUGUAUACAUUGUUCUGUACAGUUGUAUUGUACUUUUACUGUACAUGUAAAUACGUUCGAUACGUUCGGCAAUAAAUGUGUUAAAGGGACCGUCAACCGCGAUUGACGAAAUAAGAAAAGUUCUAAAAUACCGUAUUUUUUACAAUUAUUAGUUUAUAUUGAUUAAAAUAUCACGAUUGGUAUAUUAUCUAACUUGAAAAAGAUAAUAUUUUCAGUAUAUUCGGUAAUAAAAUUUCGCGAUGUGAAAUCGAAAGUACCUAACGAAAAUAUGUGACAUUACGAUAUACACAUAUAAAUAACGCAAGUAGAUUGAUCAUUUUAUAUAUAAAAUAUAUACAAUUCACUGCGCAUGCAUAAUUUGCAUUCCUGGGUUUAACACGUGACGAUGAUGCUCAAUCUACUUGCGUUAUUUAUAGUUAACUUGUAGUUACCUGGUACCUGUACCCAGAAAAUUUAUUAUCGAAUAUACUUCAAAUAUGGCAACUUAACAACUAUUUUCAAGUAGUUGUGUGUUGAUGUAUACGCCGUUGCAUGUUAUGUGCUGCUUUUUGCGUGUUUGUAUCGAUUUGGUAUUGUUUUUAUUCUUACAUCAAAGCUGUAUUAAAGUGUGUAAUAGAUGUUAAUUACUAUAUUGGAGGAAGUUUCUGUUAAGAGAAAUUUAUUUUACUACGUUAUAAUUCGCAAAAAAUACUUUAAGCAACCGCCGAUUAUCAAAUAUACUUUGUUUGUAAAAUGUUCAUAAUUAUGAUUGUUAUUACUUUUGUUAUACGUAUAUUUCCAUAACCGUAUGUAAUGAUUGAGUUCUUUAAUGGGUCUGUUGGUGCUUUGACACAAUGGUUUCCUUUUAAGUAGGAAGUAACCUUUUACAUGAUACUUAUCAUAAAGGCAUUGUGAUUAAAUAGCACAUGAAACAGUUCAAUGACACGAUGAUUAAAUAUAAUUGCCUGGAUUUAAAACAAACGAGAAAACGUUAUAAACUUACUAAAGGAAAUAUGAGAUAAUGUUCUUGACAGUAUCAUAUUUCUGAUUGCGUGCUGGAAAGUGAUGAGUAAACCAUUACCAAGGGUAAAACAAAGCAAUGUCUUAGUUUUAAUAAAAUAUAUACAUGUAAACUAUAAUAACUUUUGCCAAACAAAAGGUUAUGAUUAUGUUUCAUAUUUAUUUAUAGUAUCUUCAUUGAAACUAUUUUAAAUAUAAUAAAGACACAAAUAACAUGUCAUUAAGUUUGCAAAGCGUUAAACAAGUAACACGGGAUUACUUGAGAGAGUACAAGUAAUGUAAUGUACUCCACAACAUGAACGGGAAUACACAUACGAACGAUUUCAUAUGUCUGAUUCGAAAGAAAGAAACACUUUGCGUAACUACGAAUAUAAUGUGCAAGAACAUCGUGGCAACACUUUGCGAAUAUGUCUUAUAUUCAAGCAACACUGUGUAAACAUGAAUUUAGGCAUACGAUAUUUUAAUGAGAGUCUUUAUAUAAUUCGGAGUAAGAGAAAAUGUAUUAUGUAUAGUAAUAUCUUUGUUAUAUAAUAACUGUAUUGUUCAUGUUUGUACAUUUUGCUUGAAUCAUGUCCCAUUCACAAAUAUAACUUAUAUUAAUCGUACAGUUAACCAACAGCAUCGGAACUUCAAUAAUAUUACACAUAUACCAUGUUACAAAGAAAGAAAAUGACUGACAAAUCACUUUUCACUCCAUGUACACGAAACAAAUAUCUCCGACGGCGAAACAUUGUAUUUACUUACUAGACCAUCCAUACAAGUACAUUUUCUACUUCUUUUAUAUGUAAUUUUAGCGUAUCAUGUUUACCUAUAAAAUAAGUGCAUGCAUUUUUCUAUCGUGUUAUAUGUUUUGCCUUGAAAUGAAUUGAUUCUUAAUUCCUCUAAUGCAUGUAGAGUAUAACAUAUUUAAAUAAUAAAUUAAAACUAAUCUGUUUUAAUGUUAAUAAUGACCAAUUCUUCUUACCUGUUUUUUCGCAUCUUUUUUUCUUUUUUCCGACAUAACAUAGAGUUGUUAAAGAGUAUAUAAAUACGUUAGACAAAAAAAUCAAUGAUACUGUUAAAAUUUACGUUUAAACGAAUAUACCAUCUUCAUUUUAAUAAAAAGAAGUAUACAGUAUGCUUAAAACAUUCUUUUUCAACCACCCAUUAUGUUAUGGAUUGAAAGAUAUUUUUAAUGACAAU
Dreissena polymorpha is the source of this 6334-nucleotide messenger RNA. Its product is annotated as hemicentin-1-like. The record is from RefSeq and is a predicted model, not a curated record. The coding region runs from base 11 to 2839 and encodes 942 amino acids. Gene Ontology annotation, molecular function: cell adhesion molecule binding. Gene Ontology annotation, biological process: cell-cell adhesion. Gene Ontology annotation, cellular component: cell-cell junction. Lineage: Eukaryota; Metazoa; Mollusca; Bivalvia; Myida; Dreissenidae. The transcript is spliced from 13 exons.